This is a messenger RNA of Emiliania huxleyi CCMP1516, 13485 nucleotides long. RefSeq lists its product as hypothetical. Lineage: Eukaryota; Haptophyta; Isochrysidales; Noelaerhabdaceae. The transcript is spliced from 12 exons. The coding region runs from base 1 to 13485 and encodes 4494 amino acids. Gene Ontology annotation, molecular function: cysteine-type deubiquitinase activity; calcium ion binding; K63-linked polyubiquitin modification-dependent protein binding. Gene Ontology annotation, biological process: protein deubiquitination involved in ubiquitin-dependent protein catabolic process. Gene Ontology annotation, cellular component: nucleus; cytoplasm. The record is from RefSeq and is a predicted model, not a curated record.
AUGGCGCCUUCCGCCAACCUCUGGGACCUGCAGCUCUUCCGUGAGCACUACAGCGCCGCCACGGCCGCGCCCGCCGAGCCGCAUUUUGUGCCGGUGCCGCCGCUCGGCGAGGCCCUCGCCUAUGUGGGCGCGCUCAUUGAGGGCCUGCGGGCAGAGCGGCCGUCCGACAUGUGCGUGCGAGCCGCGUGGUCGCUCUGCACCGACGCGACGAAGCUGCAGGUGCACGAGGGCGUCGUGUCCACCAGGGGCGCCGGCUUCCUCGCGAUGAUUGACGAGUGGGUCGGCCGGCUCCGCCGGCUGCGGGUGGGUGAGGCGGCGCUCACGCAGUGCUUCUGGCGCUCGACGUCGGGCACCGUCUUUGUCGUCGGCCGGCCGCACUCUCCAGACGCCGCCGCCGACACGCCCGCUUCCGCCGCCGCAUCGUCUCGCCGCGCCGUCGCUGCCGCGGCGGCAACUGCAGCUGCCGCUGCGGCGGUGUCGGCGGUGGCGGCGGCGGCCAGUGGCGGCGGCGGCGGCUGCACGGGCAGCGCCGCCGUCGGCGGCAGCGCUUCCGCCGGCAUCGCGGCCGGCGGCGGCGGUGGCGGCGGCGGCGGCGGCAGCGGCGGCGGCGGCGGCGGCGGCGGCGGCGGCGGCGCGCCCGCGGCGGGCGGGUCUGCCACUGGCCCUUGCGACUACGUCCUGGCGGUAGUGUCGGUGGGGUCAGGCCUCGCCUUCCACCCGACUCGGACGGACCCGCUGAGCGGGCAGCUCCUCUUCUCGCCGACGGCCCUCGUCUACGGCCGCCUCCUCCCUCUCCUCGUCCGGCGACCGCUCGAGACAAACUUCACGCCCGACCAGCGGCCGCCGUAUGGCCCUCCCCACGCAGCCUCGGCCGUUGCCGACGACGCCGCCGCCGCCGCCGCCGCCGCCGCCGCCGCCGGCGAGGGCGAGGGCGAGGCCGAGGCGGGUGAGCGCGACGACGCGAGCGGUGGCGAUGGCGCCUCUCGAGCCGAGUGGAGCCUGCCUGCGCGGUGGGCGCCUCUUCCCCGCUCUGCGCGGGUCCGCUCCCUCCUCUGCUUGCUCGAGGCGCUGCGCGUGGGCGUCGCGCUGUCGGCGGAGAGCGUGCCCCUCCCGCCCGGCCUGGUGGAGAAGAGCCCCCCCCGCCGGCGCGCCGAGCACUGCCUCGUCUCCCGCGCGGCGAGGCUGCUGCUGCUCCAGCUCGGCGGCGACGCGCUGAGCUGCUCGCCCCUCGACCCGCUGGCGGGCGAGGGGAGGCCUCCGCUCGAGGGCGGCGCGGAGGCCCGCCGGCCUGCCCUCGACGCGGUGGAGGUUGCGGCGGCGAGGGCCGACGGCGAGGCCCUCGACGCGGCGCUCGACACCGUCGACCCGAACGACGCGCCGCCGCCGCUGCUCGUCUCGGAGGGCGUGCGCGAGGGCGGCGAGGCCUUCCUCACCUCGACGCCACCGCAGCUCGACUGCCUCGUGCGCGACACCGCCGCCAUCGAGGCGGCGGCGGGCGAGGCGGACUUCUCCUCGAUCCUGCUCCCCGCGCCGCUCUCGGACGUGCCGGACGCCCCGCUCCUCUCCCUCGACGGCGCGAGCGACGCGCUGCGGCACGCCGUCGCGGCGCCGCUGCUCACCUCCUCGUACGCCCACCGGACUGUCCUCCUCUCCCGCCUCUUCACGCGCACGAUGCCGCUGCCGCUGCCGCGCACCUCGAGCGGUGCGCCGCCCCCGGGCUGCUUCUGGGCCCCGCCCGCCGACGCGCCCGUCCGCUCCGAGACGCGCAGCGCCAUCCUCGCGUCGCUCCGCAAGCUGGCGCGCCACUUUGCGGUCGCGUCGCUCGCGCUGCCGCCGACGCGCGAGCUCGACGCGCUCCGCGUCCUCACCUCCGCCGCCAUCGCCGCCGUCGCGGACGCCGCCUUCCGCCUCCCCACCGCCAACGCGCCGCCGUCCGCCGCGGCGGAGCACUACGCUGGCCGUGCGGGCGGGCCGACGGCGCCCUUCGGCUUCGACGGGCUCCGGCCGCUCCGCGCCGAGUCGAGCGCGAUGCUGCUGAGCGAGGCGGCGCUGCUCCGCUGCCGCGCGCGGCUGCUCGACUACUUCGCCGCCAUGAACGAGUGGCUCACCCCCGCGACCAGCCUCCUCUCGCUCGGCCCCGAGCCGGGCAGCGGCGCGGCGAGCUCGAUGGCGCUCGGCGAAGGACCGCGCCCCUCCGCCGCCCGUCCGGGCGAGGAGGAGGAGCUGCUCGACGUGGCGCCCGAUCUGCGCGUGCUGCGCGACGCCGUCUUCUACUUUCGGCUGAUGAUGUGCCCCGCGCGCGGCGCGCUGCCCGAGCCGCGGGCGUGGCGGCCGCGCGACGGCGUUCUGCGCUGGACCUUCCUCUCCGAGGCCAAGGGCUUCGAGGUGCGCGCGUUUGGAGGCCGGCCCCUCCGCGUCGCUCCGCCGACGGCCUCCUCCGCAGCGGUGGCCGAGCGCGGCGGCUCGAUGCUCUCGUACAUGCAGCGCCUCUGGCGGCGCGAGGAGGCGCCACGCGCGCCGCCGUCCAACGCCGACGCGUCGGCCCUCCUCCGCGCCGCCGGCUGCGAGGGCGGCGGCGUCGCCUCUGAGGAGGACGUGCUGCUCGCGCACUCGUGCGAGCUGCUGCUCUCGUACCUCACCGCGCCGUACGUGCGCGUGCCUCUCGUGCUGCAGCUGCUCGCGCAGCCCGCCACGCUGCCCGCCCUCGCCUCGCCCGAGCUGCAGGCCGUCCUCGACGCGGCGCUCUUCGAGCCGGGCGAGUGGCUUCCCGCCACCGGCGCGCCGCCGCUCGCCGAGGCCCCCGCGGCCGACCGCGCCGCGCUGGGCACGCCGUGCGGCUUGCUGCUCAACGAGCUAGAGCACCUCCGCCUCCUCCUCGAGCUUCACGAGGCGCGCGCCGCCGCACCACAUCCAGAGGCGGCCGCCACGCGCGACCCGCCACCGCCUCUCGGCCCGCCGGAGCCGCCGCCGGCGGAGGAGCGCGCGUCCGCGCGGCGAGGCUCCACCGGCACUGGCACCGGCGCGGCCGCGGCGCGCCCUCCGUCCCCGCCCGACGCCGCCGCGUGGCACAGCCCCUCUCUCGCGCGGCUAGUCGUCUUGGACGCGGCGAGCCUCGCCGAGCUGCGCCGCUCGCGGGCGGCGAUCCGCUCGCAGCUCGAGACGGAGGCGUUGCCGAUGCUCGAGGACUGGUUCCGCCACGCCAUCCGCGACCACCAGGUCGAGGCCGCUUGCGCGGUGCGUGCACACAUGGCGGUCGUGUUCCGCCCCCUCUCUGCGGCGCAGCUCGAGCGGCGGUCAGUGGUGACUCUCCUCUCCUCCUGGGUCUUCCUCACCACAAACUACGACGGCUUCCGCCGCAUCGAGCCCGCCGCCGUUGCCGCCGCCGCUCAGCGCCGCGCCAACGCAAAGUCCAAGGAGCUGACGGCGGCGGCGCUCGACGCGGCGGCGGCGGCGCACCUGCAGCUGCACCUGCCGCCGCUCGACGCCCUCGCUCUCUUCCACCAGCACCGCGCGGGCGCCCUCGCCUGGCUCGCGCGGCCGGGGGCGGCGGCGCGCGCGUCGCGGGCCAUCGACGACAUCGUCGCCAUCGUCUCGAACGUUGAUCGCCCGCUCCCCGCCGGCGCCGCCGCCGGCAGCAUGCCGCCGCCGUCUCCGGGGUCGGGAUCGCGCGAUUGGGUCCCGAUCUCCGACGCCACCAACGUCGGCCGCUUCACGCCCGCGGCGGAGGAGGAGCGGCGGCGCGCGCGGGAGGCGCUGCUGGCGGCGCCCGCCCGCGGCGAGGACGGCGCCGACGGCUCGGCCGCCGCCGGCGGUGUUGGUUCCUCUCUGUCGCCGCGGGUGAGCGGUGCGCGCGGCGAGGCGGCGGGCGGUGCGGGCGGUGCGGGCGGUGCGGGCGGGCUCUCGUACGAGGAGUGGGUGUGGCAGACUGUGACGAUGGCGGUCGACACGGAGCUCAACCUCCAGCUCGGCGAGUUCACCCUGCGCAAGAACCAGGCGAGGCUGCGGCCCGAUGAGGCGCCGCGUGGACGUGCCCCGUGGACGUGUCGUGGACGCGUGCCGGCGGACGCCGACUUCAUCGCCGCCACGGCGGGCGCCGUCGCCACGCAGGCGGCGUCGGGCGCGCGCGUCCGGCUGCAUUGCGCCGAGCUCGCCGCCACACGGCACCGGUGGUGGGUGAGGCUGGUCGGCACCGACUUCGACGUGCAGUCGGAGGAGGGCGGCUGGGUCCGCCUCGCCGCCUCUAUCGACGACGGGAUCCGCGAGGUUGUGCUCUGGCGGGCCGGCUGCCUGCAAGUCUACCUCGUCGAGUCGUACGGCCGCGUGCCGAUGCGGCGCCUCAUCUACAGCUCCGAUGCGCGCGCCUCCCUCUCUUCGUCGCUGCGGCCGGGCCCGCCGCGGCCCUGCCGCCUGCCGCACCUGGGAGGCCCUUCCCUCGAGGCUGGCGACGUCUCGGCGGCGCCCUCCCCCGGCCCUUCCGUCGUCGUGCAGCGGCGGCGGCGCGACGGGAGCACGCAGACCUUCGCGCUGCUUUGCACGCACCGCUUCUGGCAGAACGACGACGACGGCCACCUCACCGCCGAGACGGAGCACCACGCCGUCGAAGAGGUGGCGCCCGAGGCGGAGGAGGCGGCCCAGCCCCGGGGCGAGGCGGGCGACCGUGGCAGCGGCGCCGCACCGAGCGCCCCCGCCCUCGCCGCCUCGCUCUCCCCGCCGCCCGUCGCCGUCGCCGCGUCCCAGCCCGCCCCGCUGCCGGCGCGGCUCGAUGAGGAGCCUCCCGCGCUCCUCGUCCGCCUCGCCCCCGACCAGCCGGGCGGCGGCGUCGGCGUGGUCGUUCGCCGCCCGCUCGCCGCGUGCUCGGACGACGCGCCUUCCGCCACCGCGGCCGGUGCCUCCGGCCACGAGGUGCUGGUGCCGCUCCUGUGCGCCCGCGCCGGCGGGGCGCUCGAGGCGCUCCGCGCGCUCCUGCGACGGCUCGACGACCUGUCGCACACGCUCGUCUGGGCCGACGAUGACGGGUCCCUCGUCCGGCGGGACGGCUGGCGGGUGCGGCGAGUCGAGAUGCCGCGGCUCGGCAUCUCCUUCGCCGCUCGGCCGCCCGCCGGCGCGCCUCCCUCCGCCUCGGUGUCCGGGGCCCUCGACGCGGGGCGCGGCACCGCCAGCGGCCGCGGCGCGGCGGGCAGGCGCCUCUACUGCGAGGAGCACCCGUCGCUCUUUCUCUCGGACACGCGGCCGGCGCGCCCCUCGCCGCUGCGCACGCCCGUUGCGGCGCCUCCCGGCCACACGCCCGACGACUACGGCGCGCUGCACGCGCUGCUGCCCGCGACGGCGCGCCCGCUCUGGCACGAGGAGGGCGGCGGCCGCCGCACGCUGCUGCUCCGGCGCGACGACGACGAGUGGAACCGCUCGCUCGGCGUGACGCGGCACCACCUGGUCGGCAUCCACCCGUCGGGCUGCAUGCUGCUGCCCGCCUCGCUCGCCGCCUCGCUCCACCUGCUCCUCUUCCGGCUGCUGCACGGCAUGUACGCCGAGGCGGCCGAGAUCGCCUCGGCCUGCGCGCACGACGGCCCGCUGGGGGCGGAGGAGGCUCAGCUGCUCGCCGCCCUCUCUCUCGCCACGCACGACGAGCACCCCGACGCGAGCGCCGUGCGGCUGCGCCUCUCGCUCGUGAUGCGCUCCACCUCGUGCGAGGAAGCGCUGCCUUGGGACGGCGCCGCCGAGCUGCGCCGCUACGCCGCGCUGUGGCCGCGCGUCUCCGCCGCCUGCCGCCUGCCGCUCCGGGACGAGCUCGCCCUGCUGCGCGCGCACGCCGAGGCGGGCGGGGGCGACCACGCGGCGGCGCUGCUGCUGCACCGGGCGACGGUGCUGCAGGCCGCUGUCGCGGCGCACGCCUCGGGCACGCCGCUUCACUCGCUGUGCAUCCCCGCGCCGCCGCCGCCGCCGCCGCCGACCGUCGCCUUUCACUUUGACACCUCGCCGCGGCUCGCGUACCAGAGCGGGCAGGCCGCGGCCGACGUCAAGCUGCACGAGCGCGACUGGACGGACCGCUUCGCCGACCUCGGCUGGGGCUUCUUCACGCCGCCGCAGCCCGCGACGGGCGACGUGGCGCUCGACAAGUACAACGAGCUGCUGUCGGGCGGCGUCUCGCUGGGCGGCUCCUUCCUGCUGCUCUACGCGCUGCUGUGCGGGCACCUCGAGCUCAAGCUGCUGCAGGGCGACGCGCCGCACCAGUGGGGCGCGCUGCUGGUUGCGCUCCUCCCGCAGGCCGACCUCGCGCAGCAGGGGCUGCUCAUGGAGACGCUCCGCCUCCUCGUCCGCUCGCCACACCUCGAAAUACAAAAACUGGCGCCGCGCUACGAGCCCGAGACGGAGGAGGAGCGCGCAAACAAGCCGAUGUUCAAGCGGCUGCUCGGCAACCACCUCGGCGGCGAGCGCAAGGAGCGCUUCCUCGACGGCAUCCGCAACCUCCAGGUGGUCGAAAACCACCUGUCUGUCCGCGCCUCGCGGCCGCUCCCCGCCGACGCGUCGCCCGCCCCGACGCCCCCUCCGCCCACCGGCUGGCGAGCGUGGCUCUCUCGGCUGCGGCGCCCGGCGGCGGGGCGGGCGGCGCCGGCCGCCUCGGCCGCGCUGCCGCAGCAGAGGCACGUCGCGCCCGUCUUUGACGACGGGACGCCGCGGGAGGCGUCGCGCACGGUGCGGCCCGGCGGAGGCCCCGCCGCGCCGUGGGAGUCGCCGCCGCUCGUGUCGCUGGUGGACCACCCGGCCCUCUCCGAGGUGGUCGUCUCCGACUUUGGCCGAUCCGCGCUGCCGCUGGUCCAGCCGGCCGAGCCGGCCGCCGCCACGUCGGAGGGCGCGGCGAUGCGCGCCACGGCGAGCGAGCUCGAGGCGCUGUGCGGCGCCCCGCUCCGGGACGUCGCGUCGAGCGCGGUCGUGACGCAGCGGCCCAAGUUCGUCGCCGCGGAGGGUGGAGCCGGCGCUCUCCCGUUCGACCUGUCGCACCACCCCGCGUCGCGCUCGGACCUCGCGCGCUCGACGCUUCGGCGGCUGCAGCGGGACAUGCGCACCUACGAGCUGCAGAAGGAGGCGGCGGAGGAGCCGCGCCUCCACGCGCUCUCCGAGGACGCCAUCGCCGCCAUCGCGCGCGGCGGCGGCGGCGACGAGGCGGCCAGGGCGGAGAAGGCGAUCGUGGCCCUCCGCGCGGCUCUCGCGCAGCAGCUCAAGGACGACACGGCGGCGGUCGCCGCGGCCGCGCCGCAGAUUGAGGCGCUCGCCAACAGCGAGAGGGAGGCGGACGCGCCGCUUCCGGCCCGCGAGGAGCGGGGCGAGGCCUCGCGAGCGCCGGCGGCGGCGGCGCUGCUGCGCCUAGGCGGAGGCACGCCCACGCUCACGCUGCCGCUGCUGCUCCGGCUGCUCCUCGCCACCACGGGGGCGGCGGAGCUCGGCCGCCGCGUCGGCGAGGCGCGCGCCGCGUGGCUCGUCUCUUCGCUCGCGCUGCUGAUGCUCCGCUCGAGCCGCACCUCGCACGUGAGGCGUUGCCUCGCCGGCUGCGACGCCGUGCUGGCGAGGCUCGGCGAGGCGGCGGAGGCUGCAGACUGGGCACACCGCUCUGCGCUCGUGGCCGGCGGCGGCGAGAGGAGGAGUGGGGCGGCGGCGGUGGCGGAGGCGGAGGAGCGGCUCGCAGAGGCGGCCAAGUCUCUGGCGGUGGUCCUCAGCCAGCGGCGCCACUGCCACGCGGACAGCGCCGGUGCGGGGGACGUCGAGGCGGCCGGCGGCCCGCCGACACUGGAGCCGCGCAUGCUCCUGCUCGAGUUCUGCUCGGGGAUGAUGCUGCGGGGCGAGCAGGUGCGGCUCCUGCGCACCUUUGUGCGCGCCGCGUCGCAAUCGCCGCCGCGCUCGCUCUGCCACCAGCUGCUCAUGGGCGCGGGCAAGACCACCGUGAUCGCGCCGCUCCUCACGCUCAUCCUGGCCGACGGCGAGCGGCUCGUGACGCUGCUCGUGCCCGCCUCGCUCCUCCACUUUGCGGGCUCGGUGCUCCGCUCCCCGCUCUCUGCCCUGCUGCGGCGCGCCGCCUUCUACUUUGGCUUCGAGCGCGGCGCGCCCGUCGACGCACAGCUCGUCGCGAGGCUCGAGCGGGCGCGCGCCGAGGGCGGCACCGUGCUCGCGCCCCCGGCGGCAGUCAAGUCCUUCCUGCUCAAGUUCCUCGAGCUGCACCGCGAGAUCGCGCUCGCGCCGCCGCCGCCGCCCACCGGCGUGGUCGGCCUGCUCAGCAGCCUCCCGACGCCGCUGCGCGUGCCGCGCGCCGCCGCGACCGAGCUCGACUCGGCGACGAGGCAGCUGCGGCUCUGUGCGCGGGUGCUGCGGCUGUGGGGCGGCGGCGUGCUCGUGCUGGACGAGGUGGACUGGCUCCUCCACCCGCUCAAGUCGGAGCUCAACUGGCCGCUCGGCGGGCGCGAGCCGCUCGACUUUGCAAAGAGCGCGAGCCUCGGCUCGGGCAUCCGCUGGCAGCUGCCCUUCCAGCUGCUCGACGGCCUCCUCCUCGCCCUCACCGGCCGCGCCGCCGACGCGGGCCUUGCGCCGUCGACGGACGCCAUCGCGGCUGCCGAGGCGCUCCGCGCGGCCAUCUCGGCCGGCAGGAGCGCGCACGAGGUGCAGCUGACGCCGCAUUUUGUGCUGCUCAGCCGCAGCUGGUACGACAGCGCAAUGCUGCCGCCCCUCUCGCGCUGGGCCGUCGCGUGGCUCGUCAAGAUGGGCAUCACCGCCAUCCCGCCGGCCGCCCUCGCCGAGUACGUGACCCGCCGCGUGCCCGCGGCGGGCAGCGCCCCGCCCGACGCGGCGGCGGGCGGCGUCGGCGAGGCGGAGAUGCGGAGGGCGCUCACCGACGACGCCUUCAAGCUGCUCAACCUGACGCGCGACUGGCUCGUCUCGCUGCUUCCGCACGUGCUGGGCAAGGCGUCGCGCGUCUCGUUCGGCCUCCUCUCGGCCUCCUUCCUCCGCUCGCACCCGACGACACCGCUCUCGCGCCGCGUGCUCGCGGUCCCCUUCGUGGGCAAGGACUGCCCCUCCGAGUCGUCGCAGUUCUCCCACCCCGACGUCGCCAUCGGCCUCACCAUCCUCGCGUACCGCUACGAGAAGCUGCGCUGGGCAGACUUUAUGCGCGUGAUGCGCGAGCUGCGCGCCGAGCUCAGCGUCCAGAUCGGGCCAUACAAGCUCCGCCCCGCCUCCCUCACCUUCGCCGCGUGGGUCGCCGCCGCGGGGGGCCGCGUGCGCGGCGCCGUCGAGCAGCACCCCCCACCGCGCGCGUCGCUCGGCGCCCUCGCCGAGGCGGCGAUGGGCGCGAGGCGGUGGGCGCGAGCCAGCCGGCAGGGGCGCGACGCGCAAGGCUGCGGCAGCCCCGCCGCCGCAGAGGAGGGGGAGCGGCGCGGGUCCGCCCAGGCCGAGCUCGACCCGCGCCUGACAAGGCCGCGCCGCGACGCCAUCGCCUCGCAGAUCGGCGCCCCGAGCCUGCUCCGGGUGGGGACGUGCCGCGCGUCGGACGUGGCGGGCGACGAGUCCGACCCCGGCGCACACGAGUCGCCGCUUUGCUCGCCGGGGUCGCUUCGCUCGAAUUCGCUCCGUUCGCCCGGCGCAGUGAGCGUGGCGUCGUCGGCCGACCCGGACGGCGGCGCGACGCUCGAGGUGCCUGCGCUGCACUUGCUCGAGAUGAGCGACGCCGAGCAGAUGGAGCCGCUCUUUGAGCUGCUGCGCGGCGAGCCGGCGCUCGCGCGGCACCACCUCGAGCGGUACGUCUUCCCGGCGACGAUGUCCUUCUCGUCGCUCAAGCUCUCCGCCUCGGGGCAGGAGCUCGGCGGGGCCAUCGUCUUUGGCUCGCGGCUCGGCUUCUCCGGCACGCCGUCCGAGCUGCUGCCCGAGGAGCUGGGCACGCCCACCUACGAGGAGGGCGACGACGCGCGCAUGCUGACCGUCCUCACCUCCUCCGCCGCCCUCUCCCACGAGCUGCUGCGCCCCGGCUGGAAUGCGCGCGCCAUCCUGCGGCGCGCCGCGACGGCCGAGCCGCGCCGGCACGCGCUCAUCGACACGGGCGCGCUGGUGACGGGCCUCUCCAACGCGGAGGCGGCCUCCUUCCUCCUCUCGACGGGGCUGAGCUCUUUCGAGGCGUGCGUCUACCUUGAGGGCGGGCGCAAGCUCGUCCUGCGGCGCGGCGGCGGGCCGCCCCUCACCCUGGAGCGCUGCGGCGUGCAGCCCGCGCGACGCUUCGUCUUCUUCGACCACGUGCACACCACCGGCACCGACGUCGAGCUCCCCGCCCACGCGCGCGCCUUCCUCACCGUCGGCAAGGACGUCACCUUCCGCGACCUCGCGCAGGGCGCCUUUCGCAUGCGCCGAGUCGGGGCGGGACAGCGCGUCACGCUGCUCGUGCCGCCGGAGCUGGCGCGGCAGAUCCGCGAGCAGGCGGCCCUCGGCCGGUGCGACUCGCCUGAGGCCGCCGCCGCCGCCGCCGCCGCCGCGUGUGCGAGCGAUAACGCCGCCGCCGCCGCCGCCGCAACCGCCGACAGCCCCGCGGCUUCCGGCGGCCGCGCCGGCUCCGACGGCUUCCUGCGCGACGCCUGCGCGUGGGCGGUGGUCAACGGCUUGGCCUCCGAGUCGCUCCAGCUGGCGCGGCUCUGCCAGCAGUCGCUGCGCGACGUCUGGCGGUGCGCGGCGAUGCGCGUGCUGCUCCGCGCCGCCGACGCGUCGCCCGCGAUCGCGCCGCCCGCCGCGCAGCUCGCGCGGCUGAUGGACGUCUUUUGCGAGCGGAUGUCGGCUGAGGUGGCCAACUGCGUGCCGCCGCUCGAGCGGACGGGCGACAUCCUGGACCGCGAGGCGCGGCUAUACACGGCCUGCCUUGCCGAUGGGGGCGCGGAGCUCUUGCCCAAGGAGCGCGAGACGCUCUCGCGGCUGCGCGCGCGCGCCCUCUCCUCCGCGGGCUCCGGCGUCGCGGCCGGCGCCUCGGCGGUGGUGUCCAUGUCGAUGGCGGCGGCGGAGCGCGAGCUGGUCGCCGAGGUGGUCGCGGAGCAGGAGCAGGAGCAGGAGGUCGAGCAGACGCACGAGCAGCUCGCCGAGGUGGAGAUGGCCGUCGCGGCGGUCGAGGACUUCCCGCGCGAGGCGUGGGCGCGCGACGCGCCGCCGCCACAGCCGUGGCCCCUCACGGCGCUGCGCGAGCCGUGCGGCGCCGACGGGGGCGCGCCCGGGCCCGCCCCGUUCUACCCGGCGCGCCGCUUCCGCUCGUCCGUCAUGUGCCGCGAGGCCGUGCCGCCUCUGCUCCUGCCCGAGUUUGUGCAGCUCUCCGCCAACCUCGCGCCGGCCGAGCCGGCCGCCAAGCCGCGCCGCCUCAAGAACAUCUCGCUUGUGCUCGACUGGGUGCCCGAUGCCGCCAAGCUGCUGCCGGCGCCCGACCUGCUCUGGACCACCGAGCCGCCGCCGCUCACCGCGCGGCAGGAGCGACGCGUGCGGGACGCGUUCGCGCUCUUUGACGGCGACGGCGACGGGCGGCUCGACACGGCCGACAUCCUGCGCGUGCUGCACGCCCUCGACGUGGACGUCGCGCCGCAGGCCGCCGCCGCAAGGGUCGCCGCCUCGGCGGCAGCGGCGGCCGCCGCCGCGGGCAGCAGCCUGCUCGAGCGGGCCCUUGGCGCUGUGGGCGCCGCCGCGGCAAGGCAAGCGGCGGCGGCACCGGGGGGGGCGGGCGAGGACGGGGCGGGCGGCAGCGACGCGUCCGCGCUCAAGCUGGAGGUGUGUGCCACCGGGCCGGAGGGGCGGCUCGCGCAGCUGCUGCGCGCGGUGGAGACGGACGCCGACGGGCGGGCCUCGCUCGAGCAGCUCGAGCGCGCGCUGCGGUCGCACGCCUUUUACCAGCUCGUCACGGGCCGCUUCCUCGUCGCCGUCUCCCUGCCCGAGGCCGAGGCGUUGCGUGCCGCGCUGCACGCGGCGCGGCGCAGCCCCGGCGGCCGCCUCGCCGCCGCGCCGCGAGCCGAGCUGGCGCUGCGGCACGGCGGGCGGAUCCUCGACGGCACCGUGGCGUUCGUGGACGCGUCGCUGCCCGGCGCGGAUGCGAACGGCGGUGGCGGCAAGGACUACCUCGGCGGCAUCGCGCACCAGUGCUUCCGCUUCCUGGAUUCGUCGCUGCAGUACGAGGCCGAGCCCGCAAACAUGCUGCUCCGCGCGCUGCAGUCCAACGGCAUGGUGCACCGGCGCAACGCCUUCGCCUCGAUCCGCCACUGUCGCCGCCGGCGGCACGCCGACUGGCGGCAGCACUCGGUGGCGCGGGUGCUUACGACCGAGGACGAGUACCAGAUCCUGCACCUGCGCGCGCUGCUCGCGCGGGUGUGCCGCCUCAUGGCCCGUCGGCGCCUCUCGCCCGCCGCCUUCUUCGCCGCGUGUGACCGCGACCGCGAUGCGCACGUCUCCUGGUCCGAGCUGCAGACCGGCCUCCGCUGGCUCGGCCUGAGCGCGCUCGACGAGACGGUAGUCGAGCUCUUCCUCUUCCUGCGCAAGGGCGCGCUCGCCGACGCCACCGACGGCCCCCCGCUCCUCUCGCGGCGCGACUUCCUCGACGCGGUGGAGCAAGAGGGCGCGGCGGCAGCCGACUGGCACGACGAGCCGCCCGGCGACGUCGGCGAAGAGAGCUCGGCGGCGCCGCCGCCCCCGAUCCGCACGGAGAGUGGGGCGGCGGCGCCCGCCGCGCCCGUCGCCGGCGACGGCGAGGCGUGGGCGGACGCGCCGCCGCUCGGCGAGCCGGCGGAGGCGACGGCCGAAGGCACGAGCAGCAUCCGCACGCAGCUCUGCCGUUUGGGCGACUUCGAGCGGGUGUGGGACUCGACGGCGGGCGGGGCGGGCGGCGGGGGCGGGCGGCAGAAGGGCGCCGUCUGGGCGCCGUCACUCCGCGGCGACUCGAUCCUCCGCGGCGCGAGUGUGAAGAUCUGCCUCGGCCACUACGCCCUGGCCGGGGCGGUCAAGCCGGGCCGGAUGUUCAGCGGCGCGCCGCAGCGGACCGUCGAGGUGACCGACACGCGCCAGUCGCGCUGGAGGCUCGGCGGCACCUCGGAGCUCGCCGCGCUGGUCGCCUACUCCUUCCCGCCGCCGGUGCGCUACACGCUGCGCUGGGCCAAGCGGGCGGUCGGGCCGGCGGCGGCAGGCCGGCGAGGGCUCUACGCGUGGGAGGGUGUGCCGCCCGAGGGGCACGCCGCGCUCGGCAUGGUGUGCACCGCGACAGAGGAGCCGCCCGCCGCCGACGCGAUGCGCUGCGUCCCUCUGCCGUGGGUGCGCCGCGCCGAGCUGCCGCCGCGCAAGGUGUGGGACGACUCUGGCGGCUCGGGGGCGCUCGGCUCCAUCUGGGUGGUCAACUCGCUCGGCCUCAUCGCAGUAACGCCCGGCCACGACCCGCCCGACGGCCCCUUUUACGAGCCCGUGGUGGAGCGCAUGUUUGCUGACGUGGAGGAGGGCGCGUCGUAG